Messenger RNA from Cryptomeria japonica (Japanese cedar), 922 nucleotides. RefSeq lists its product as uncharacterized. The transcript has 2 exons. Lineage: Eukaryota; Viridiplantae; Streptophyta; Pinopsida; Cupressales; Cupressaceae. The record is from RefSeq and is a predicted model, not a curated record. The coding region runs from base 79 to 849 and encodes 256 amino acids.
CACGCAUCAAAGGCAUAGGAAUCACUGGAGAAGAAAGAUUUAGCCAUUAAAGGUGCACUAUUCAUAUAAUCAUACAUAAUGGCUGGAACUGGAAGUGCAAGUGCAAGCUCUAGUUCAGUUGCAAAUGUCCGAAAUGAAAAUACCCCCUUUAAAAUUGAUCAAGAUUCACCACUUUGGCAUUAUACAACAAUGAUCAAGCCAGUGUCUGGUGGUGGGGGUUUUGUUUGGCAAUGCAACCAUUGUGGCACUGAGUAUACCAGCUCAUACUUUCGAGUGAAAGGCCACCUUUGUUUCAUCCCUGGGCGUGGAAUAAAUUUUUGUAAGGGAUCAGAUGGCAAGGGGCUGUCAAAAGUUCUAGUUUUGGGAUAUAUUAGAGAACAAGAGGAAGCUGAUAGGAGAAGUAGCAAAGCAAAGACUGAUCAUCCUCUUGUCCAUCCAAGCUCAAUGUCUAAGAGGCCUUCUAGUAGCAUUGGCUCCACAAGACCAGCUGGUUCACAUCCUUUCAUGCAAAACCCACCAGUUGAUGCAGUAGAGAAUCAGAAUGUUGUGGCUUCACGGAAAAGAGGCCCAUUGGAUUUUGCCUUCAAAAAUGAACUGAGAGAGAUUGCAGAUUCCAAAAUUGGAUGUUGCCUUUAUGGCAAUGGGCUUCCUUUCAACCUUGUUAGAUCACCUUACUUUCGGGACAUGGUGCAUACUCUUUGCAAUACACCUUCUGAUUAUGUUUGUCCAGGGUAUGAAAAGGUGAGAACCACCUUAUUGGCAAAGGAGAAAGCAUCCAUAGAGUCACAGUUGAAGGUCAUCAAAGAUACAUGGCAGGAAACAGGUGUGACCAUUGUUUCUGAUGGAUAGAAAGAUUGUAAAAAUAGGCCAUUGAUCAAUGUUAUAGCAGUGUGUCCUAAAGGGGCAAUGUUUUUUAAAGCAG